AUGAAGACACUUCCAAAGUCUGUUCAUGUCCAAAAUAGGUGUUCACUGAGACAGUUCAAAAGCCUCCUGACACAACUGCAGAAUCAGUUCUUAUUCACUUCUGUUUUCUUAUUCCUUUGCUUUCUUCUUUUUCUAUUUCUUCUUUUUCUUUCUCCUCUUUUCUCUCUCCUUUUCUCUUUCCUUUCUUCUCUUUCAUGUGGUUUGCUUUUCUCACUCCUUAUCUCUUUUUCUUGUUUUCUUUUCUCUCUUUUUUUUUCUCAUAUUGCUUUCUUUUUUAUUUCCUUUUUUCACUUUCUCCUUUGCUUUCUUCUUCUCUCUUUUCAUUUUUCUAUUCUUUCUUAUCCUUUUUCUUUCAUUUUCUUUUCUCUCUUUUUUCUCUUAUUGCUUUCUUUUCUUUUUUCUUUUUUUUCACUUUCUCCUUUUAUUUUUUUCUCUCUUCUCAUUUUUCAAUUCUUUCUUAUCCUUUUUCUUUCAUUUUCUUUUCUUUCUCCUUGCCUAUUUGUUUUCCUUCCUUUUUUAUCUCCUUUUCUUUUUCUCUUUCCUUUGUUUUCUUUUCUCUGUUUCUCCUUUGAUUUCUCUUUUUUCAUUUUCUUUCCUUCACAUUUUCAAUCAUUUUUUUUUUAUUUUUAUUCCUUUUAUUAUGUCUCCUUUUGGGUUUGGAUAUUUUUACUUCCUUCAUGA
This is a messenger RNA of Acanthosepion pharaonis, 681 nucleotides long. The record is from the annotation of a GenBank genome assembly. NCBI's taxonomy places the organism in Eukaryota, Metazoa, Mollusca, Cephalopoda, Sepiida, Sepiidae.